AGGCGGGCGCCCGUUCCGAAGGCCGGAGAUGAGGAGCGGAGGGCCGAGAGCUCCGCUCGGGAGCCGAUCCCCCGCUGAGCCACGACUGAAGUGGUCCGUUCCACCGCUCCAGACCCUCUGCAGCGGGACGGCAUGAAAGGAAAGUUGAGACAAAAAAAGUUGGUGGAAACGAAAGUGCGGGAGGAGGAGACAACGGCGGGGUGAAGAAAGGGCCGGACUCCACGCGAACACACCGAGAGCAACGCUGAAGCGCCCGUGAAGGGAAGAAAGGGGGUCCUGAGGUUUUCUCCUUUGUGGAAGGAGGUCCGGCGAUGGGGGUCCGUGCCGUAACCCUGCUGCUUUGCGCAUCCUUAGUGACAUGCCAGCAAAGAGGUCUUUUCCCUGCCAUCCUCAACCUGGCCAGCAAUGCAGAGAUCUCUACCAACGCCACCUGUGGUGAGUCUGGACCCGAGAUGUACUGCAAGCUGGUGGAGCAUGUGCCGGGGCGCCGGAUACGCAACCCGCAGUGCCGCAUCUGCGACAGCAACAGCAACAACCCCAAAGAGCGACAUCCCGUCACCAACGCCAUCGACGGCACCAACAGCUGGUGGCAGAGCCCGAGCAUCAAGAACGGCCGCCAGUUCCACUGGGUGACGCUGACGUUGGACUUGCGGCAGGUCUUUCAGGUGGCCUACGUCAUCAUCAAGGCAGCCAACUCACCAAGGCCUGGGAACUGGGUGCUGGAGCGCUCUCUGGAUGGGACGACAUUCCAGCCGUGGCAAUACUACGCCAUCAGUGACACCGAGUGCUUGACCCGCUACAAUGUCACUCCACGAAUCGGGCCGCCCACCUACAAGAAGGACGAUGAGGUCAUCUGCACAUCCUACUACUCCCGCCUGGUGCCUCUGGAACACGGUGAGAUCCACACGUCUCUGAUCAACGGGCGUCCGGGUGCCGAUGACCUGACCCCGGAGCUCCUGGAAUUCACCUCCGCCCGCUACAUCCGGCUGCGCCUGCAGAGGAUCCGCACACUCAACGCCGACCUCAUGACUUUGAGCUACCGCGACCCCAAGGACGUGGACCCCAUUGUCACACGGCGGUAUUACUACUCCGUCAAGGACAUCUCCGUUGGCGGGAUGUGCAUCUGCUACGGCCACGCUCAGAGCUGCCCCUGGGACCCCGUCACAAAGAAGAUGCAGUGUGUCUGCGAGCACAAUACGUGCGGCGAGAGCUGUAAUGAGUGUUGCCCUGGCUACCACCAGGAACCGUGGCAACCGGGGACGCUCUCCGACGGCAACACUUGCGAGAAAUGUAACUGCCACAACAAGGCGGACGACUGCUAUUACAACCAGACGGUGGCCGAGAACAAGAUGAGCCUCAACGCGCAGGGGCACUACGUCGGGGGCGGAGUCUGCCUGCACUGCCGCGAAAACACGGCCGGCGUGAACUGCGAGACCUGCGCUGACGGCUACUUCAGGCCUCGUGCGGUGUCGCCGUACGACGACCACCCCUGCGUGGAGUGCAUGUGCGACCCCAGCGGGUCGCGGAGUCUCAGCUGCGUCAAAGGCGACGACCACGCCACGAGCACGCGAGGUCUGCGCCCUGGUCAGUGCCUGUGCAAGGAGGGCUUCGCCGGGGACCGCUGCGACCGCUGCGCCUUCGGCUACAGGGACUUCCCCGUGUGCACGCGCUGCACCUGCAGCCUGGAGGGCAGCCUGAACAUCGACCCCUGCGCUGAGUGCAUCUGCAAGGAGAACGUCAUGGGAGCCGACUGCGACCUGUGUAAGCGCGGCUACUACAACCUGCAGGGCAGCAACCCCGAGGGCUGCACCGAGUGCUUCUGCUUCGGGGUGUCGGAUGUGUGCGAGAGCAUCUCGUGGACCGCGGCCCAGCUGGUGAACGUCGACGGGUGGCUGCUUCCCACUCCUCAAAGCGACCACCUCAACGCCAGCGGUGCUGUGGGGCACAGAACCCCUGACCUUCUGUACUCCUGGGUUGCUCCCAAGACAUUCAUGGGAAACAAGCUGUCUGCAUACGGGGGCUUCCUCAACUACACUGUGUCCUUCGACGCGUCCGGGGAGACGGUGCACGGCUCUCUGCUCUCGCAAUUUGACAUCAUCAUCGAGGGCAACGGGAGGACCCUCCGGCACGGGCCCACCCGGCAGCUGCUCCUGACCCCGCAGAAGGAGCUGCGCUUCGCCGUCGAGAUGUUGCCGCGGAGCUUUGCGAGCCAGCCGGGCGGCAGGGCGGCGCAGCGGGACGAGCUCAUGACGGUCCUGGCUCACGUGUCUGACCUUCGGGUCCGCGCCCGCACCGACGGCAGCGUAGAGGGGGCUCUGAGGCUGGGCACCGUGUCCCUGGACGCGGCAGACCCCGACAGCGCCAGCCCUGACCCAGCCCGUGACGUGGAGCAGUGCGAGUGUCCCUGGGGUUACACGGGGUCGUCCUGCGAGAACUGCAUCUCUGGGUUUUACCGCGUGGGGGGUAUUCUGUUUGGUGGGAACUGUCUCCAGUGCGAAUGCAAUGACCACGCGUCUGAGUGCGACGUCAACGGAAUCUGUCUGGGCUGCGAUCACAACACCACCGGGCCUCACUGCGACCAAUGCUUGCCUGGUUUCUAUGGCGACCCGCUGGCGGGCGCCCCGGACGACUGCCAAAGAUGCGCCUGUCCUCUCGCCGUGGCGUCCAACAAUUUCAGCCCCACCUGCCACCUGGAGGGCUCAGGGGAACUGAUCUGUGAGCAGUGUGAGCAGGGGUACGCAGGAGCUCGCUGUGAAAGGUGCGCCAACGGCUACUAUGGUAACCCCAUGGUCCCUGGGCAGGGCUGCAGAAGGUGCGAAUGCAACGGAAACGUGGACCCCCUGGAGCCAGGACACUGCGACCCCGUGACGGGAGAGUGUCUGAAGUGCACGGGCCACAGCACGGGGCCACGCUGCGAGCGCUGCCAGGAGGGUUACUACGGCGACGCGGUAACUGCGAAAAACUGCCGGAUCUGCGGCUGCCACAGCAACGGGUCCCUCUCCGGCACCUGUGACGCAGAGACGGGCCAGUGCGACUGCAAAGCCAACGCGGUGGGAAAGAAAUGUGACCGCUGCGAGGCAGGGUACCACGGCCUCCGAAACGGCCUGGACUGCAUGCCCUGCAACUGCAGCCCGGGGGGGUCAACGUCAGAGGAGUGUGACGAGGAGGGAAGGUGCCGCUGCGUCCUCGGUGUUGCCGGGGACAAGUGUGACCGCUGUCAGAACGGCUACUACAACUUCCAGAAUGGCGGUUGCACAGAGUGCGACUGCGCCCACACGCAUGGCAACUGCGACUCGGAUUCGGGAGAAUGCAUCUGUCCCCCCCACACCACGGGGGAGAAGUGUGAGCUGUGUGAAGAGGGUCACUGGGGGCACAAUCCAGUGACAGGCUGUAAGCCAUGUGCCUGCAGUGUGCAGGGCUCCUCCUCCACCCAGUGCGACCCCAUGAGUGGUCGCUGUCCCUGCAAGCCGCAGUUCGCCGGAGAGAGAUGCGAUCGCUGCGCCAUGGGCUUUAAGGCCUUCCCAGAAUGCACCGCUUGCAACUGCAACGUCAACGGCACCCGGGAAGAGUACUGUAACAAGAAGUUGGGGGUCUGCAGCUGUGAGGAGCAGGGGAAAUGUGUCUGCAAGGACAACGUGGGCGGCCUGGGCUGCGAUGAGUGCAAGAGCGGGACCUUCGGCUUGUCAGAGCACAAUCUAUCCGGCUGCAGCCCCUGCUUCUGCUCUGGGGUGUCGUCCGACUGCGAGGAGCUCGGUGGUCUGGUCAGAGUACCCAUGACACUGGGUGCUGACCUGAAGCUGUUGCGGGUGGUCAGCCAGAGCCACCUGACAGGUACCCAGGAGGGAGUGUUCCUGCAGGAACCUGAUGUACUCCUGGACAUUAGUCUGGUCCAGGACUCCUCACUGGCCGGACCAUACUACUGGAGACUCCCCGAGUGGUUCCAGGGCAACAGGAUGUUGUCGUACGGAGGGAACCUGCGAUACACUGCGGUGUUUCAUGCCUUGGAUGGUUCGGGACUGGCCAACAACGAGCCGCAGGUGCUCCUCCGUGGAGGUCGCCUCCGGAAAGUAGUCAUCUACCUGGACUGGCCCGCUCCCGAAAACGGCGUGAGGACGACCCAGGAGAUCCCACUCACCGAGCACAAAUGGAAGUACUUCAACUCUGUGUCUGAUGAAGCUGUGACGCACUCGGACUUCAUGUCUGUGCUGAGCAACAUCGAGUACAUCAUCAUCAAAGCCUCGUACGGCAGUAGGAUGGAGCAGAGCAGGAUCUCCAACAUCUCUAUGGACACAGCGGUGGAGGCGGACGUGGCGCCGGCAGGCGGCGGGGUGGCUCACCUCAUCGAGGUGUGCGACUGCCCCAGGGGUUAUGCGGGCCUGUCCUGCCAGGAGUGUGCCCCCGGGUACCACCGACAGCCCGUGUCUGAGCUGAACCUGCGAACGCAGCGGUUCUUCACCCAGCCCUGCGUUCCCUGCCAGUGCAACAACCACAGCCAGGCCUGUGACCUAGAAACAGGGAGAUGCGAGGGUUGCCAACACAACACCACGGGCGACCACUGCCACCUUUGUGCCCCGGGGUAUUAUGGGAAGGUGGAGGGGUCCAUCAGAGAUUGCUCACUGUGCGAAUGCCCCCGUGGAAACAAAAAUAGCUUCAGUCCCACCUGUGUUCCAGAAGGCAGCAAUGACUUCCGCUGCGACGCCUGCCAGGCGGGUUAUGAAGGACAGUACUGCGAGAGGUGUUCUGCGGGUUACUACGGCAACCCCACGGAGCCGGACGGGCGCUGUGAGCCGUGCCGGUGCAGCCCAUCAGGUUCCUCGAACCCGCGAUGCGACAGCCUGACGGGCCGGUGCGAGUGCAAGCCCGGGGUUACGGGUCACCGGUGCGAGGAGUGUGAGGAGCGGCACGUCCCGCAGGGUGGCCAGUGUGUCUCCUGUGAUGACAAGUGUACAGGGGUUCUCCUGAAUGACCUGGAUGACCUGGAGCUGUCACUGUCCUCAGUUAACCUCACAAGCACGAUUUUGGCUCCUUACAGCCAGCUUUUCUCCCUGGAGAAUGCCACCCGUGAGAUCAAGACUCUUCUUUCCCCAGAGAGGAACACAAGCCGUUUGCUGAAGAGAGCGGAGGAGCAUUUGGCAGACCUUUCGAAAGACGUUGACCAGCUGCAACAAAAGACUACGCAGCUGUUUGCCGAUGCUGAAGAUCUAAGCAGGUCCACUGAACUAAGGCUGAGCCAGGGCAAAGAGCUGCUGGGACUUCUUGUCAAGACCCAAUCCUCUAUCCAAGCUCUGGAUGCAGCAUCGAGCAGCCUGAAUGAAACGCUGGAUGAUGAGUUGGGUGAAUCCAACAGUUCUCAGUUGAUGGCAGAGGUUGAAGCCAUGCUGGACAUAAUGAGGAAGGUGGAACUUGGCAAGAGGAACAUCACAGUCUCCAAUGAGCUGAUGUUAGCGAUGGAAAUCCUCCAGCAGGUCCUGAAUCAGUUACAUGGGCCCAAGCAGGUCACCAACAAGCUGGCUAAAACCAUGAACGCCACACUGUGGGAGCGACAUCAUCAGCUACAGGAAACGCGGGACCUUUUGAGCACAGCUCAGGCCCGCAACAAUCACACAUUCAGCCUCCUGGACACAGCUUCUGCUAACCUGGACAACCUUCUGAAUGUGAAGAAAAAUGUCAGCAGAGCUAGCCAAUUUGCUGAGACUGAGCUGGAGGAAGCCCAGAAGAAACUAGAUAUUACACUCAGUAUGGUGGAUAACAUGGUCAAUGGAAAACUGCUUUUAGAACAGUCCCGCGACGAGCUGGACUUGUGGAACCCCACCUUGAGGAAGCAAGUGGAUAGCCUGGUGAUGCAGAUGAAGAAGAGGCAGGCCUUGGAACUGGUAUAUAGAGCAGAGGACCACGCCCAGGUGCUGAUUGAAAAAGCACAGGUGUUACACAGCAAUCUCUCAGGGGUCCGGAACAUCUCUGUGAAUGCAACGAGUGCGGUUCUUGCCAACUCCAACAUUCAGUCAAGCGUAGAGGAGUCUUGGAACCUGGCAAAGUCUGCCAAUCAAACAGCGGCUUCUGCCUUCAACCUGUCUCAGUCAUCUGGGAUCAUCCUGAGAGAUGUGGCUGCUCAAGCCGUCCAGCGUAGCACCGCAAUCCUGUCAGAGAGCAGAGCUCUGGACAAAGAGAUGGCGGGCCUCAUAGCAAACUUUACAAAGAGAAACGAGAGCCAAUCCAUCUUUGAGGGCACGCGUAACAUCACCAGACAACUUUCCAAGUCCACUCAAAUCCUUCGUGGGCUGCCCAAUGGAACCAGUGACGAGAUCCGAGAAGUGAAGGAACAUGCCGCCGUAGCCAAUGACUCGCUGUUCUCUACCUUGCGCCGGCUGGAGGACUUCCGCCAGGUUCUUGAGGAGUCGUCAUUGGCUGUGGCCCGUGCUAACGACAGCGUGAGGAACACCAACGAACUAGUCACAGACUCAGAGAGGACUGCAAGUGCUGCUGAGGACAAGGUGAGGGAGGUGGAGAAGCGAGCUGAGCACCUGUUUGACCGCCUCAAGCCCCUGAAGACCCUGGGGGAGAGCCUGAGCAGGAACCUAUCGGACAUCAAGGAGCUGAUAAACCAGGCACGCAAGCAGGCUGCAUCGAUCAAAGUGGCCGUGUCAGCGGAUGGAGAUUGUGUGAGGGCCUACCAGUCAGAGGUGACGUCUAGCAACUUCAACAUGCUGUCAAUGACAGUGAAAACGAGCGAGCCUGACAACCUACUCUUCUACAUGGGCAGCAGCUCCAGUGUGGACUUUUUGGCUCUUGAGAUGCGUCGCGGGAAGGUAUCCUUCCUGUGGGACGUUGGAUCCGGACACGCUAAGAUAGAGUAUCCUGACAUCCAGAUUAACAACAACAAGUGGCACCAGAUUCAAGCCACCAGGUUUGGAAAGCAGGGCACCCUUACGGUGCAGGAGUUGAAGUCUGACCAGAAACCAGUGUUGAAAACUGCCACAUCUCCUGGUACCGCCACCGUGAUGGAUGUAAACAAGUCCACUCGCAUCUUCGCCGGUGGUCUGGGCGGUCAGAUAAAGAAGUCCCCGGCCGUAAAGCUGACCCGAUUCAAAGGCUGCAUGGGCGAAGUGUCCCUCAACGGCAAGGACAUCGGCCUGUGGAACUACGCUGAGCGCCAAGGCCAGUGCCGGGGCUGCUUCAUGAGUCCGCAGGGAGAGGAAACCUCCUUCCACUUUGACGGCAGUGGCUACUCUGUAGUGGAAAAGGCCUUGCGCUCCACAGCCACCCAUAUUGUUAUGCUCUUCAAGACCUUCUCCCCCAACGGCCUGCUGCUCUACCUGGCCUCCAAUGGGACGAGAGACUUUUUGUCCAUUGAGUUGGUGGAAGGGAAAGUGCGGCUCACCUUUGAACUGGGAUCUGGACCUCUCACUCUUACUUCCGAGAACACCUACAACACUGGCAACUGGUACAAAAUCGCCCUGCAGAGGAACAAACAGAAAGGUUAUUUGGCAGUGAUGGAUGCGUAUGUCCCCUCGGAGAGAGAGACUCUGGAGGCGGAAUCACCAGGGACGGCCUCAGACCUGAAUCGGUCUGACCGAGACCCCAUCUACAUUGGGGGGCUGCCUCAGUCCCGGCCCAUCAGGAGACAGGUUGUAGCCCGGUCUUACGUUGGCUGCAUUAAAAAUCUGGAAAUAGCCCGGACAAACUUUGACCUGCUGAAAGAUGCCUACGGGGUCAGGAAAGGCUGUGUCUUGGAGCCGAUACGCAGUGUGACAGUUCUGAACGAGGGCUUUCUGGAACUGCCCCCCUUCACAAUGGCCCCCCAGGCUGAGAUCAUGGCUACUUUCUCCACCCGCAACAACACGGGCAUCAUCAUGGCAAGCUUCGGGACAUCUGUGGGCCGCACACGCAGGCAGGCACGCCAGGCAUUCCUAGCGCUCCUCUUGGUUGCCGGUCGGGUGGAGAUGCACCUGGCCGCCGGGGACGGCGGCGGAGCCCACAGGGCCGUGAUCAAGUCCGGCAGCGGGACCUUCGGCGACGGGAAGGAGCACUCGGUGAUCCUUCAGCGCAACAGAAGGAUCAUCACAGUCUUGGUAGAUGAGGACAAACUGGACACCGUCAGACUGGGUUCCUCUUCAGAAAAGGCCUCCAUAGCACUGGGCAGCCUCUACAUUGGCGGGGUCCCACCAGAAGAGGGCGCCGGUCGCCUCAAAGCCACCGGGUCCUUCUACGGCUGCAUCAAGAACAUCGCCGUCAAUAUGGAGCUGCUGGACCUGUCCAGAGCGCUGCGGUACCAGAAUGUGGACAUGGACAGCUGCCUGUUGGAGGAGCGGCCCAAGAGGCCUGUGCUACCUGACGACGGCGAACCGGAAGGGGAGCCCGCUCUCGGACCCACGGCGCCCCCCGGUGUACCCUCCACAGAGCUCAGCCUCCUCUCCCCUGGGGCCACCGAGUGCGCAGCCGCCGACCAGACGGAGAGCAUCCCUGGGGCCCACCAGUUCGGCCUCUCCAGACACAGUCAUAUGGCCCUCAGCAUCAACCAGCAGGCGGUCAGGAAGAGCUUCUCGAUCCAGCUCUCAGUGCGCACCUUCGCAUCCAGCGGCCUGCUCUUCUACAUGGCCAACCCCAACCAGGUGGACUACGCUGUUCUGCAGCUGCGUGGGGGACAGCUGUUCCUCACCUGUGACCUGGGCAAGAGCUCGGCCACAGCUACGGUCCCCGAGACCGUCAACGACGGGCACUGGCACGCGGUGAAGGCUGACUUUGGAAAGAAGGCUGUGCUGGUGAGCGUGGACGGCAGGUCCUCGGGUCCAGUCCAGGCCAGCGGGAAGGCCAGCACCCUGGACGUGCAGAACUUACUCUACUUGGGAGGGUUACCUCCCGGAUACACGGCCAGGAACAUCGGCAACGUGACCCACAGCAUUGCUGGCUGUGUGAAGGACGUCACUCUCAACGCUCAACCCCUGGAGACCCAGAGUCCAGUCCAGAAGCUGGCUACCGCACCCUGCUUCACCCAGGCCCAGGAUGGGACCUUUUUCAAUGGCACUGGGUUCGCAGCCUUUGUGAGGGAGGGCUACAAGGUGCGCUCGGACAUGGCGGUGGCCCUCGAGUUCCGCGCCACGGCGCUGGACGGCGUUCUGCUGGGGAUCAGCAGCGCCAAGGUGGAUGCCAUUGGGCUGGAACUCGUCAACGGGCAGGUCUUAUUCCAUGUGAACAACGGGGCAGGACGGAUCUCGGUGGCGCUCGGCCCGCGGAGCCCCGGCGGCUUUUGCGACGGCCGCUGGCACACUCUGGUGGCCAACAAGAACAAGCACGGCCUGGCUCUGACGGUGGACGGCUCCAAGGCCCAUGCCGAAAACCCCCACCCGCAGUCCACCUCCGCGGACACCAACGACCCUGUCUACAUCGGGGGCUUCCCAGGUAACGCGAAGCAGAACUGCCUCACGAUCAGGACGCCGUUCCAGGGCUGCAUUCGCAACCUGCGACUUAUCAAGGGCCACCUGGCCGACGCCCUCGACUUUGCCGCGGCCUUCGAGCUCCGUGGCGUCCUGCCGCACUCCUGUCCGGGGUCGGCGCUCUGACCUCAUCUCUUUUCGCAGAAACCAGUUUAAUCUCUUCAGCGUUUCAACCUUUCAGCCCAUUCUGCUGAAAAUGUGCAUUUUCAACACGUACCUUUGUUAAAAGGAUUUAAUUGUUAAUUUUAUAUUUUCCACAAGUCUUGCAACACCCGUGACAAUAUUUUUAAACAUCCAAAUGUUUGUUUAUACUAGAUUUGUUAAUAGAUUUCAA
Molecule: messenger RNA, 9765 nt
Organism: Scleropages formosus (Asian bonytongue)
Lineage: Eukaryota; Metazoa; Chordata; Actinopteri; Osteoglossiformes; Osteoglossidae
Gene: lama1
Product: laminin, alpha 1
Exons: 64
Coding region: 312-9557 (3081 amino acids)
Biological process (GO): regulation of embryonic development; regulation of cell migration; camera-type eye development
Cellular component (GO): basement membrane
Molecular function (GO): signaling receptor binding; extracellular matrix structural constituent
Source: RefSeq, a predicted model, not a curated record